AUGCGACUCAUUAUUUUCUUGAACUGGGUAGCUGCCGCUGCCUAUGCAUCCCAGCCUGCCAAUCCCAAGCUGACUGUCAACCCAGAUAUGUCGGAGCUAGUCGGUCGAGCCCUCCCCAACGCCCCAGAUGGCUAUGCUCCAGUCGAAGUCAAUUGCCCAUCCCCGCGGCCGCAUGUGCGCAGUGCUGCCAAUCUGUCCUCAGAUGAGCAGGAUUGGCUUAAGCUACGACAGAAGACGACCCAUCAAGCUAUGAAGGACUGGUUCGGUCACGUUCGUAUAAGCGAUUUUGACACAGUCGCGUAUCUCAAUGAUCACGCGAACAAACCCGCGAAUCUGCCCAACAUUGGCAUUGCUGUUUCUGGCGGAGGAUAUCGCGCUUUGAUGAACGGUGCUGGUGCUUUGAAGGCCUUUGAUAGUCGCACUGAAAACUCUACAGCAUCAGGUCAGCUUGGUGGCUUGCUUCAAUCUUCCACAUACCUGGCUGGUCUCAGUGGCGGCGGUUGGUUACUGGGCUCGCUCUAUAUGAACAACUUCACCUCUGUCUCUUCUUUGCAGACCAAUACCCUCGGUACUCCAUGGCAGUUCUCCAACUCCAUUUUGGAAGGUCCAGAUGAUGGCGGCGCUCUCCUGUCUUCUGCAGUGAAAUACUACGAGCAGCUCUCAUCAGCUGUUAGCGCAAAAGGAAAUGCUGGUUUUCCGACCAGCUUGACAGAUCUCUGGGGCCGUAUGCUGUCAUACCAGCUCAUCCAUGCCUCAGAGGGAGGUAUCAAUUACACUUGGAGCUCAAUCGCAGCUACGGAAAGCUUUCGACAAGCCGAGAUGCCCAUGCCAAUCCUUAUCGCAGACGGCCGCAACCCCGGAGAGAAAGUCGUCGGAGGCAACUCAACGAUCUAUGAAUUCAACCCAUGGGAGUUUGGCUCUUUCGAUCCUACCGUCUUUGGAUUCGCUCCCUUGCAGUAUUUAGGCUCCACCUUUGAGAAGGGUGUCGUGCCACCGCAUGAAAAAUGUAUCCGAGGGUACGACAGCGCCAGCUUCAUUAUGGGAACUUCAUCCAGCCUCUUUAAUCAGUUCUUGCUCAACCUCAACUCCACUGAUCUCGGCAAUACAGCAAAGAAGAUGAUCCGCGAGGUUCUUGGCAGUUUUGACGAGGAAGCAUUUGACAUUGCUAAUUACACCAACCCCUUCUACCAUGCAUCUACUGGGACGACCCUCACCAAAGAUCCUUAUCUCGCCAUCGUCGAUGGGGGCGAAGACUUACAAAACAUCCCUCUCCAUCCCAUGAUUCAACCAGAGAGAAAAUUGGACGUCGUUUUCGCCAUCGACUCCUCUGCCGAUACCAACAACUGGCCCGACGGCACCUCUCUCGUCGCGACCUACGAGCGCAGCCUCGAGGGUAGAAUAAACAACGGCACCGGGUUUCCCGCCAUCCCAGACCGAAACACAUUUUUGAACCUUGGUCUCAAUAACCGUCCAACCUUCUUCGGCUGUGAUACCUCCAAUCUCACCGGCACUCAGUCAAACUCACCACUCGUUGUGUAUAUCCCUAACUCACCCUACGUCAUAAAUUCCAAUAUCUCGACAUUCAAGAUGAGCCACAAUGAUACCCAGCGCGAUGCAUUGAUUCUAAACGGGUAUAACGUUGCAACUAUGGGCAAUGGAACCCGAGAUUCAGAGUGGUCGACUUGUGUGGGUUGUGCUGUGUUGUCCAGAUCGCUAGGGCGCACAAACACCAGCACGCCAGCUGCUUGCAGUAAAUGCUUUGAACGCUACUGUUGGAAUGGAACAACCGAUAGCCGUGUACCCUCUGCUUACGAGCCGAAGCUGAUUCUAGAGCAAGUCAAUUUGACUAUGAAGCCAUCUAUCAACCUUAUACCAACCUAA
This is a messenger RNA of Penicillium hordei, 1881 nucleotides long. Its product is annotated as lysophospholipase 1. Gene Ontology annotation, cellular component: intracellular membrane-bounded organelle; cytosol. Lineage: Eukaryota; Fungi; Ascomycota; Eurotiomycetes; Eurotiales; Aspergillaceae. Bases 1 to 1881 code for a protein of 626 amino acids. The transcript has 4 exons. The record is from RefSeq and is a predicted model, not a curated record. Gene Ontology annotation, molecular function: A2-type glycerophospholipase activity. Gene Ontology annotation, biological process: glycerophospholipid catabolic process.